AUGGGCAUGGAGUGCUGCAAUCCAUGCCAGACCCCAAUGGAAAACAGGCUGAAGCUCUCCAAGAAUGACGACAGCGACGCCGUCGACCCCACGGAGUACAGGAGCAUUGUCGGGAGCCUGCGUUAUCUGGUGAAUACGCGUCCCGACAUUGGCUUCGCUGUUGGCCUGGUGAGCCGGUACAUGGAGGCGCCAACGUCGCAGCACAUGGCGGCCGUCAAGCACAUCAUCAGGUACGUGAGCGGCACGACUAGCCAUGGCUGUCGCUACGAGAGGAACGGAUCGUCGGCGCUCAAGCUGGUGGGCUACACCGACAGUGACCACGCCGGCAACGAAGAUGAUCGCAAGAACACGACUGGCAUGGUGUUCUUCCUCGGCUCCAGCUGCGUGACCUGGGCGUCACAAAAGCAGAAGACUGUUGCUCUUUCGUCCUGUGAGGCGGAAUACAUCGUGGCAGCAACGGGUGCUUGUCAGGGAGUCUGGCUAAGCAGGCUGAUCGGAGAACUCAGCGAAGGGCGCUGA
Messenger RNA from Lolium perenne, 519 nucleotides. Its product is annotated as secreted RxLR effector protein 161-like. NCBI's taxonomy places the organism in Eukaryota, Viridiplantae, Streptophyta, Magnoliopsida, Poales, Poaceae. The record is from RefSeq and is a predicted model, not a curated record.